UUUGGUUUCUGUUGAAUAACAACACAACAUGCUGAGGUGGUUUAACCUUUCGCGCACUGUUACCCCGCUAGUGGUUCGGCCACUACCAGCGGUCCGGUGGUAUUCAGAAGUAACAACACCGGCAGCUGCCGACCAGCAGCCUUCCGCCGGGACACCGGACAAACUGUACAGUCGAGUAGAGCUUCAAAUGAAAGGAAUCGAACCGGAAGUUAUGAAAAGCUAUGCUACUUUUGCUAAAACCGCCGCCGAACAUUUAGACAUCGAAGUCGGAAAGCACUGGGUCCUUCGGAAGUCGAUCAAAGACCGAUUAACACUGCUUAAGUCGGUGCAUAUUUACAAGAAACACCGUGUGCAGUAUGAAGUGCGUAAUUACUAUCGGUUUAUGCACUUUCACAAGAUGACUGGCUCCACGCUGGAUACUUUCCUCGAGUACAUCGAGCGCAAUCUGCCGGAAGGUGUGGCACUGAAAGUGACAAAGGUAGAGAUACAAGAGGUGCCGGAACAUUUGCGAAAGUAAUCA
Messenger RNA from Anopheles bellator, 520 nucleotides. It is a transcript of the gene mRpS10, whose product is annotated as small ribosomal subunit protein uS10m. The transcript is spliced from 3 exons. Gene Ontology annotation, cellular component: mitochondrion; mitochondrial small ribosomal subunit. Bases 29 to 517 code for a protein of 162 amino acids. Lineage: Eukaryota; Metazoa; Arthropoda; Insecta; Diptera; Culicidae. The record is from RefSeq and is a predicted model, not a curated record.